GCAGCUGCUGUGUAGAAGAUGGAGCUCCAAGGGGAGAAGAUGGUGGUGUGCCUUGUAAAUCUCUCUCUGCUCUGGUGUGUGUGUGAAGCAGACUUAAAUGAUAUCUCUCAGCCCAAGUCUUUCCAAGCAGUGAAGCUAGGAGACGCAGUUACUAUUAAAUGUCACAUUGACAGUACUGCCAGAGUCAGAGUAUGGUACAAACUGACCACUGGGAGGAGACUACAGCCAGUGGCCUCAACAGAUAUGCUUUAUAACCUGGUGACAUUUAAAGAGCAAUCUGAGCAUUAUUCAGUACAUUCCAACAGCAGCAGUAGUCACCUGAGCAUAUAUACGACUACAUGGGAGGACGCUGGCAUGUACUACUGUGGAGUGAUGAUCUUACAUGACAUUCAGUUUGGCUCAGGAACCUAUCUGAUGAUCAAAGGUGCAAAGAUGAUCAGUGACUCUGUCAUCCAGCAGCCAGACUCUAAAUCAGUCCAACCAGGGGAUUCUGUGACUCUCAGCUGUUCUGUUCACAAUAAUCGCUGUGCGGCAGAACACACUGGCGUCAUGUGGCUGAAAAACUCUGAUCAUUCUGCUCCUGAAACGAUUCACUCCUCUGAAAAUAGGAAUGACAGCUGCCAGAGGAGUGAGAGUGGAGAAACUACCUGUGAAUACAACUUUGUCAUGAGGAGCCAGAGCUCUGAUGAUACUGGAACCUACUAUUGUGUUGUCACUUCAUGUGGACAGAUGCUGUUUGGAAAUGGGACCUGGAUAAAUGUUCAAAGAGAUGCUGCCUUAAUCAAAUCAGAUAAUCUGAGUCCAACUGUUAUUGCACUGACACUGUCAACCAUCACUUUUGGGUUGUUAACACUUCUACUUGGAUGGACACUUUGCAAGAACAAGAAAAGCCCAACAGCAGAAUCUAGAUCCAGUGAUGUAUCUUUGGAGGGCAACCAGAGAGGGGAUGCAGUCAUCUAUGCAGCAGUGAGUGCAGCUCCCAGAAGCUCCUCGGGCAGAGCAGCUCCAAUGAAGUACAGUGAAAGCACGGUCAUUUAUUCUGAUAUCAGGCACUGUCAACAGGUCUGAGAGACUCGCAAGUCAAGAUAUACAGCUGGGCUUUUUUCAAAGUCAUCUUCAGGAAAAAAUACAUCAGGCACAUGUGUGGGAC
This is a messenger RNA of Monopterus albus (swamp eel), 1150 nucleotides long. RefSeq lists its product as uncharacterized. The transcript is spliced from 6 exons. The record is from RefSeq and is a predicted model, not a curated record. Bases 19 to 1068 code for a protein of 349 amino acids. Gene Ontology annotation, biological process: response to bacterium. Lineage: Eukaryota; Metazoa; Chordata; Actinopteri; Synbranchiformes; Synbranchidae.